Gadus morhua (Atlantic cod) is the source of this 3072-nucleotide messenger RNA. Its product is annotated as protein-glutamine gamma-glutamyltransferase K. NCBI's taxonomy places the organism in Eukaryota, Metazoa, Chordata, Actinopteri, Gadiformes, Gadidae. The transcript has 14 exons. Gene Ontology annotation, molecular function: protein-glutamine gamma-glutamyltransferase activity. The record is from RefSeq and is a predicted model, not a curated record. Gene Ontology annotation, biological process: peptide cross-linking. The coding region runs from base 296 to 2620 and encodes 774 amino acids.
UCACCACUGGGUUAGGGUUAGGGUUAGUGACUCACUACCUUCACCACUGUCGUUUGUUCAUUUUUAUCAAGUCAACUUCCACAAUAACUUGUUUAACCACACGUUGCAUUGUCUCGCGUUCACACGUUGUCAUGUCUGAUAUUUACGAGUUGGGACGUGCCCCCAGAGGCACUAUAUAAAAAUGAACGAAUGAAUGGAAGCCUAUCUACUUGUUCAGAAGAUUAGCUGUAUGUAUCAGUGUUGGUUCUGAAGAAGCGGAGGACGUUCCGAGCAAAUAUAUCUGCACACUGCUGAGAUGCCUGUGAACACCCGGGACCGGACAGUGCUGGGGCGUUUCCCCGGGGUCACGCUGGAACCGGUGGAGGAGGUGGAGGAGGAGGUGGAAGAGGACCAGGUGGAGCAAGGCGGUUGUUGUCGGUGGAUGCGUCAGGUCUGCCCUGGGUUGUUUCGCCAGCCUGAGAUGGACGACAUCACGGACACUGAGAUGACGGGGGUCGACGAGGAGGAGAAACCUGACGGAGGGGGCGGCCCGAAGCCCCACGGUGGCGAUCAGCACGACGCUCACAUUGUGAAGGUGAAUUCAGUGGACCUGAUGAGUGAACAAUCCAAGCAGAAUCGUAAAGAGCACCACACAGAUCUGUACGAUGGGGACGACCUCAUCCUGCGCCGGGGACAGACCUUCCUGAUGUGGCUCGACCUUUCACGACCUUUUGACCCUACCACUGACAAACUUCACCUGGAACUUAAAACAGGAGCUGCUCCAGAAGUGCCGAAGGGAACCCUGGCCAUCAUUCCUCUAGUGGACGAGCUGCAGGACGACCGCUGGGAGGCUAAGAUAGUCAAAGAAGAAGGCGACCGGGUGCAGCUGUCUGUGAACUCCAUCCCCACGGCGGUGAUUGGUAUUUACCGUCUCAGCGUGGUGACAUCAGGACAAGAGGCGGAGCUCACUUCAAUACAUCAGCCAGCCGAUAACAUCUACAUGUUGUUUAAUCCAUGGUGUGAAGACGAUGCAGUGUUCAUGGAUGAGGAGGAGGAGAGGAAGGAGUACGUUCUGAACGAUAUCGGGAGGCUAUACUAUGGCACUGAGCAGCAGAUCGGAGUGCGGACAUGGAACUUUGGACAGUUCAGUGGAGGAAUGCUCGCCUCUUGCCUCUUUGUCCUGGAGAAGAGUGGGACCCCUGCGUCUGGUUGGGGCAGCCCCGUUAACAUUGUUCGAGUUGUUUCAGCCAUGAUAAACUCCCCAGAUGACGCAGGAGUGGUCGAGGGGAACUGGUCAGGGGACUAUUCAGACGGGACCUCUCCCGCAGCCUGGAGUGGAAGUGUGGAGAUCCUCAACAACUACCAUGACGGUGGGGGGACGCCCGUCAGAUAUGGCCAGUGUUGGGUCUUCUCUGGCGUAACCACUACCGUGUUGCGAUGUUUGGGCAUUCCCACCCGCAGCGUGACCAACUUCAGCUCCGCCCAUGACACAGACGUCUCCUUGACGACAGACGUUUACCUUGAUGAGAGCCUUGAUCCCUUAGACUCCCUUAAUGUGGACUCCAUCUGGAAUUUCCACGUUUGGAACGACUGCUGGAUGUCCCGCCCGGACCUGCCCCCGGGCAUGGGAGGCUGGCAGGCGGUGGACGCCACACCCCAGGAGACCAGCCAGGGCACCUUCCGCUGUGGGCCCGCCCCGCUGACCGCCCUGCGCAGCGGCCAGGUCUACCUCCAGCAUGACUGCCCCUUUGUCUUUGCUGAGGUGAACAGUGACAAGAUCUACUGGCAGAGGAAUCUGGACGGAACCUUCACUCAGAUCCACAAUGAGAAGCACAUCGUGGGCCACCACAUCAGCACCAAGGCAGUGGGCUCGGACGAGCGCUACGAUAUAACACAUCUCUAUAAACAGCCUGAAGGCUCAGAGGAGGAGCGUAUCGCCGUGGAAACAGCCUCUCGCUACGGUUCAAAGCCAGAGACCUACUCGGCGCCUAGCGCGGAGGAUGUCUCAGUCCAGGUCACGCUGGACGGAGACGGUCCGCUCAUGGGGAGCGACGCAGAGCUCAGCAUCACCUUCACCAACGGCAGCUCCGAGCAACGCAGUGUCUUCCUCCACAGCCAGGUGGCGGUCAUGUACUACACUGGCGUCCACAAGGCCACCCUGCGCAGGGACAGGACAGAGGUGGAUCUACCACCGGACAGUGUGACGAGUGUGGAGUGGACUCUGUUGUAUGAGACCUACCAGGGCCAACUGAUUGACCAGGCUGCCCUGAUGCUCACCCUCUCUGGCCGGGUCAGCCAAACCCAGCAGGUCCUGGCAACACAGUUCAGCUUCCGGCUCAAGACACCGGACCUGCUCAUAAAGCCAAUUGGGAAGGCGGCUGUAGGUAAGACGAUGAAAGCAGAGAUCUCCUUCACCAAUCCACUCCCACACACGCUCAAAGCAGUGAUGCUGCGCAUAGAAGGGCUGGGCCUACUGAGCAUUCGAAAGAUUGCUGUUGGAGACAUCGCCAGCCAGGCCUCGUUCUCUCGGAUUGAAACUAUUGUGCCAACGCUGUCAGGGCCGAGGAAGCUGCUGGCCUCUUUGGACUGUGAAGAGCUCACACAGGUUCACGGUGUGGUCAGCGUCCUCGUGGGCGAGUGAGAGGAUUAUUAGGAUGAACACACAAUUGACAAAGUCAGUAGAGCUUGUACCUCAUACCAGACACUGUCUCUCAGUGUUAAAACUGCAAUGCAUUUUCAUUCAGUCAUAUUAGUAAUGCUCUUAUAAUGCAGUUAUGGUAAGUCCACUGCAGAUGUCUGGAUAUGGCUACCUUUUGAAAAAGCGGUUCCUAUAACUGAUUUUUAUUGUUCAUUUUUGUAAAUAUUUAAAAUGUUCUACUAUUUACUAUAUCCCUAAAAUAUAUAUAUAACUAUUAUAAUAACUUGCGAUGAUUACUUAAUGCAAUUAUUUAUUUUAAAUUAUGAUAAUUAAUUAUUUAAGUUAAUAUCUACAAAAACUGGGCUCAUCUGUAAAUUGAUGUAGCAGAACCAGGGGGAAACGGUAUUGCCACAACAUAUGGAGGUAAGGUAAUUAAAAAAAACACAUCUCUCAUU